Molecule: messenger RNA, 1305 nt
Organism: Bombina bombina (fire-bellied toad)
Lineage: Eukaryota; Metazoa; Chordata; Amphibia; Anura; Bombinatoridae
Gene: DRD5
Product: dopamine receptor D5
Exons: 1
Coding region: 1-1305 (434 amino acids)
Biological process (GO): adenylate cyclase-activating adrenergic receptor signaling pathway
Cellular component (GO): plasma membrane
Molecular function (GO): G protein-coupled receptor activity; dopamine neurotransmitter receptor activity
Source: RefSeq, a predicted model, not a curated record
AUGCUGAUGAACAGCAGCCUGGUCCUUGAAGCGCAACAGAGGAGGGAGCUACUGGCAGGACAGAUCGUGACCGGGAUCCUUCUCUCUCUCUUGAUAUUUUGGACCCUCUUCGGUAAUAUCCUGGUAUGUACAGCUGUAACGAGGUUCAGGCACCUUCGAAAUAGAGUAACCAACAUAUUUAUAGCGUCGCUAGCAGUAUCUGAUCUUUUAGUGGCCCUCUUGGUCAUGCCUUGGAAAGCUGUAGCAGAGGUGGCAGGUCACUGGCCAUUUGGAGCCUUCUGCAACAUCUGGGUAGCUUUUGACAUCAUGUGCUCCACUGCUUCUAUCUUGAACCUUUGUGUUAUCAGUAUGGAUCGGUACUGGGCAAUCUCCAGCCCUUUUAGAUAUGAGAGGAAGAUGACCCAAAAAGUUGCUUUGUUUAUGAUCAGCGCUGCCUGGACGUUGUCUGUCUUAAUUUCAUUUAUACCAGUGCAACUUAAUUGGCACAGAAAUAGUGAGACAAUAAGUAAUCAGACCACACAAGACUGUGACUCCAGCCUGAAUAGGACUUAUGCUAUCUCCUCCUCCCUUAUCAGCUUUUACAUCCCUGUAGCCAUCAUCAUAGUGACUUAUUAUAGAAUUUACAAGAUUGCUCAGAUACAGAUCAGGAGGAUCUCAAUCCUAGAAAGAGCAGCUGAACAUGCCCAAAGCUGUAGAAGCAAUCAGAUAGAUUGCAGACACCAUCAUAACAGUCUAAGAACUUCUAUAAAGAAAGAAACGAAAGUUUUAAAAACAUUGUCUAUCAUUGUAGGAGUGUUUGUGUGUUGCUGGUUGCCUUUCUUCAUACUGAACUGCAUGGUGCCAUUUUGUGACAAGACUUCUGGAAAUCCAGAGAAGGGGCUUCCUUGCGUUAGUGAGACCACCUUUGACAUUUUUGUGUGGUUUGGAUGGGCAAAUUCGUCUUUGAACCCCAUCAUAUAUGCUUUCAACGCUGACUUUCGUAAAGUUUUUUAUAGUCUUCUAGGUUGUGGACAUUGGUGCUCAAAUACACCUGUAGAGACUGUAAACAUCAGCAACGAGAUUAUAUCAUACAACCAAGAUACUAUUUUCCAUAAGGAUAUUGUAACUGCGUAUGUCAACAUGAUUCCCAACGUAGUCGAUUGUAUAGAGGACAACGAUGAAACAUUUGAUCGCAUGUCCCAGUUGUCAACAUCUGCAAACAAUGAGCUUGCUACAGAUUCAAUAUGUGACCUAGACUGUGAGCUGGAUAUUUCCUUACACAAAAUAACCCCCACAUUGCCAAAAUUACCCAACGGCUUACACUGA